This is a messenger RNA of Lynx canadensis (Canada lynx), 2217 nucleotides long. RefSeq names its product wee1-like protein kinase. Gene Ontology annotation, biological process: protein phosphorylation; mitotic cell cycle. Gene Ontology annotation, cellular component: nucleus. The record is from RefSeq and is a predicted model, not a curated record. Lineage: Eukaryota; Metazoa; Chordata; Mammalia; Carnivora; Felidae. Gene Ontology annotation, molecular function: ATP binding; magnesium ion binding; non-membrane spanning protein tyrosine kinase activity.
AGUCGCACGUGGCGGACCCGCCCCCUAGGCCGUCCCGAGUCCUCGACUCCGCGGGCUUCGACUCUCCGGUCCUCGGCCCCGGCCCCAGGGCGAGAUGAGCUUCCUAAGCCGGCAGCAGCCGCCGCCGCCCCGCCGUCCCGGGGCUUCUUGCACUUUGCGGCAGAAGCUGAUCUUCUCGCCCUGUAGCGACUGUGAGGAGGGAGAGGAGGAAGAGGAGGAGGGCAGCGGCCACAGCACGGGGGAGGACUCGGCCUUUCAAGAGCCUGACUCUCCACUGCCGCCCGCGCGGAGCCCCACAGAGCCCGGGCCGGAGCGCCGCCGCUCGCCCGGCCCGGCCCCCGGCAGCCCCGGGGAGCUGGAGGAGGACAUGUUGCUGCGAGGCGCCUGUCCGGGCGCGGACGCGGCGGGCGGCGGGGCCGAGGGCGACUCAUGGGAGGAGGAGGGCUUCGGCUCCUCAUCGCCGGUCAAGUCGCCGGCAGCCGCCUACUUCCUGGGCAGCUCGUUCUCGCCGGUGCGCUGCGGCGGCUCGGGGGACGCGUCCCCGCGCGGUUGCGGGGCGCGCCGGGCUAGCGAGGGCCCCUGCUCGCCGCCGCCGGACCACCCCGGCACCCCGCCGCACAAGACCUUCCGCAAGCUGCGGCUCUUCGACACGCCGCACACGCCCAAGAGUUUGCUCUCCAAAGCUCGAGGAAUCGAUUCCAGCUCUGUUAAACUCCGAGGUGGUUCUUUGUUCAUGGAUACAGAAAAAUCAGGAAAAAGGGAAUUUGACAUGCGACAGACUCCUCAAGUGAAUAUUAAUCCUUUUACCCCAGAUUCUGUGUUACUUCAUUCCUCAGGACAGUGUCGUAGAAGAAAGCGAACACAUUGGAAUGAUUCUUGUGGUGAAGAUAUGGAAGCCAGUGAUUAUGAGUUUGAAGGAACAAGACCUGCUAAAAGAAUCACAAUUACCGAAAGCAAUAUGAAGUCACGGUAUACAACAGAAUUUCAUGAGCUAGAGAAAAUUGGCUCUGGAGAAUUUGGUUCUGUGUUUAAGUGUGUGAAGAGGCUGGAUGGAUGCGUUUAUGCCAUUAAGCGAUCAAAAAAGCCAUUGGCUGGCUCCGUUGAUGAGCAGAACGCUUUGAGGGAAGUGUAUGCCCAUGCAGCUGGACAACAUUCUCAUGUAGUUCGAUAUUUCUCUGCAUGGGCAGAAGAUGAUCAUAUGCUUAUACAGAAUGAGUAUUGUAAUGGUGGAAGUUUAGCUGAUGCCAUAAGUGAAAACUAUAGAAGCAUGAGUUACUUUACAGAAGCAGAGUUGAAGGAUCUCCUUUUGCAAGUUGGCCGGGGCUUGAGGUAUAUUCAUUCAAUGUCUUUGGUUCACAUGGAUAUAAAGCCUAGUAACUUACAUAAUUAAUUGUUUGACAGGUAAUAUUUCAUAUCUCGAACCUCAAUCCCAAAUGCUGCCUCUGAAGGAGAUGAAGAUGACUGGGCAUCAAACAAAGUAAUGUUUAAAAUAGGUGAUCUUGGUCAUGUAACAAGGAUCUCUAGUCCACAAGUUGAAGAGGGUGAUAGCCGUUUUCUUGCUAAUGAAGUUUUGCAGGAGAACUAUACCCAUCUACCAAAAGCAGAUAUUUUUGCCCUUGCCCUCACAGUGGUAUGUGCUGCUGGUGCUGAACCUCUUCCUAGAAAUGGAGAUCAAUGGCAUGAAAUCAGACAGGGUAGAUUACCUCGCAUUCCACAAGUGCUUUCCCAAGAGUUUACAGAGUUGCUAAAAGUUAUGAUUCAUCCAGACCCAGAGAAAAGACCUUCAGCAAUGGCACUGGUAAAACAUUCAGUAUUGCUAUCUGCUUCUAGAAAAAGUGCAGAACAAUUACGAAUAGAAUUGAAUGCUGAAAAAUUCAAAAAUUCACUUUUGCAGAAAGAACUCAAGAAAGCCCAGAUGGCAAAAGCUGCAGCUGAGGAAAGAGCACUCUUCACUGAUCGGAUGACCACUAGGUCCACCACCCAGAGUAAUAGAACAUCUCGACUUAUUGGAAAGAAAAUGAACCGCUCUGUCAGCCUUACCAUAUACUGAACUACUCAUUUCCCACCUCCCCCAAAAAACUGUGACAAGAGGAAGCUAGGUUGAAAUCACUGCUAGAAUCCAGUUUGCAAAUUACUUUCUCAAUCGGUGUCAGUAGUUUUACUGAAAUACCUUUAGGACUUUUACUUGUGAAUUACAGUUGAAAGCUGUAUUUUGAC